Messenger RNA from Impatiens glandulifera, 1095 nucleotides. Its product is annotated as probable jasmonic acid carboxyl methyltransferase 2. The transcript is spliced from 4 exons. The record is from RefSeq and is a predicted model, not a curated record. Gene Ontology annotation, biological process: methylation. NCBI's taxonomy places the organism in Eukaryota, Viridiplantae, Streptophyta, Magnoliopsida, Ericales, Balsaminaceae. Bases 1 to 1095 code for a protein of 364 amino acids. Gene Ontology annotation, molecular function: S-adenosylmethionine-dependent methyltransferase activity.
AUGUCUAUCAUAAACAUUCUUCACAUGAAUCAUGGUGACGGUGAAAAGAGCUACGCCAUGAAUUCAACUAUUCAGAUGAGGUUCAUGAGUAAGACGCUGUCCAUUGUGAAGGAUACUAUCAACGACAUGUUUGCGAAUCAUUUCCCAUCAUUUGAAACACUGGAGAGUUUUAAGAUUGCGGAUAUUGGAUGUGCCUCAGGCCCCAACACCCUUCUAUUAGUGUCAGAAGUUAUCGACACUAUCUAUAACCUGUCCAACCAAAACCAAAACAAAUCCCUAGAGAUAUCGAUCGUGUUGAAUGAUUUGCACAAAAACGACUUCAACAACAUCUUUCGUGCACUCCCAUCAUUUUACGACCGACUAAAAGAGAAACAUGGAUAUGAAUUUAGUCAAAAGUGCUUCAUUUCUGGAGUGGCAUCAUCAUUUUAUGAGAGGUUGCUACCCUGCAAAAGUUUGCAUUUUGUACACUCUUCUAGUAGCCUUCAUUGGCUUUCCCAGGUGCCAAACAAUCUAGAGAACAAAGGACACAUUUACAUGGCAAGAGAUUGUCUUCCUAAUGUGUUUGAGGCUUAUAAGAAUCAAUUUUAUAAGGACUUCUCCACAUUUCUUAACAAAAGAUCCCAUGAAACUUUGCCAUCAGGUAGAAUGAUCCUUACACUUAUGGGAAGGAGCAUUCCAGAACCAUCAAGCAAUGAUUGUUGUUGCAUUUGGGAAUUACUAGCCCAGUCACUUCUAGAUGUGGUUUCUCAGGGACUCAUUCAAAAGGAAGAUGUUGAUUCAUUUAAUUUACCUCUAUAUACUCCUUACACUGAUGAAGUCAAGGAAAUCAUUAUGAAAGAGAAGUCUUUUGAUCUUAAAAAGAUGGAGAUUUUCAAAUAUAAUUGGGAUCAUGAUGAUAAUGAUGAUAAAAAGAAGAGUGGAGAAAUUGUAGCCAAUUUUGUUAGAGCAGUUACACAACCGAUGUUGGUGACCCAUUUUGGGGAGCUCUUCUUAAACAAUGUCUUCAACCGAUAUGAAGAGCGCGUAGCUGAUCAUGUUCUUAAAACAGAGAAAACAAAGUUUAUAAUUCUCACCAUCUGCCUUAGGAAGAAAUAA